AUGCCCGAUAAUAAAUCUGUUCCCAUAGUCAUGACCAUUGCCGGUAGUGAUAGCGGAGGAGGAGCUGGUAUUCAAGCAGAUAUCAAAACACUCCAUUCACUUCACGUCUAUGCCACCUCUGUCAUUACCUCUGUCACUUCUCAAAACACAAAGUGCGUUGACGAUAUUCAUGACAUCCCGGCCGAGUUUGUUGGAAAGCAAAUUACUUCGGUCUUGAGCGACAUUGGCUCAGACGCCAUCAAGAUCGGCAUGCUUUCCUCAACCUCCAUUAUCAAGGUGGUUGCCCAAUGUUUGAAAGAAUUCCCCGUGCAUUCUCGCCAUGUCGUGGUCGAUCCCGUCAUGAUAUCCACUUCAGGCUCGCGUCUCUUGGCCGCCGAUGCUAUCAAUGCUUUAGUGACCGAACUUUUACCCAUCACUUAUAUUUUGACCCCUAAUGUUCCCGAAGCUGAGAUUCUAUUAGAUUUAGUUCCUGGUUCCAUCAAAUCUGUCAAGGAUAUGUGUGAUGCAGCUCAAAGAUUGGCUCAUUUCGGCCCUAAAGUCAUUCUUUUGAAGGGUGGACAUCUGCCAAUUCAGAUUAAUGGAAAAGACCACGUCAUAGAUGUGAUCUAUGACAGUGAAAAGAACACCUAUCACGAAAUCAAGAAUGAUUACAUCAACACAAAGAAUACCCACGGAACAGGAUGCACGCUCUCUGCUGCAUUGGCCGGUGAACUCGCCAAAGGCCUUUCAGUUGAAGCCGCGUGUGAAAGUGCGAUUCGUUAUGUCAAGAUUGCAAUUUCCCAAACUAUAGGCUCUAUCGGUAGUGGCAACGGCCCCAUCAAUCAUUUCCAUCCAUUGAAAUGGUCACCCUAUGAAGGCAAGCCAUUCAUCAUUGCUGCUAAAGAAAGCCUUCCUGAAGGACUUUGGUCAGAGUUUCUCGAUCACUCUUUUGUACGCGGCAUUGCUGAUGGUACACUUCCUGUCGAAUCAUUUGUUUAUUACCUUAAGCAGGAUUAUUUGUACUUGCAACAUUAUGCACGUGCAGCUGCUCUUGCUGCAUACAAAUCUGGAACAAUGGAGUCCAUUGAAGCAAACGCGGCUAUUGUUCUCCAUAUUACCAAGGAAUCACAGCUUCAUUUAGACUAUUGUGCUAAAUGGGGUGUAACAAAGGAAGAUGUAUUGAACACACCUGAAAGUGUUUUCAAUUCUGCGUACACUCGUUUUGUUUUGGAUAAGGGUGCAUCGGGCGACAUGCUUGAUUUGAAAGCUGCCAUGCUGCCUUGUUUACUUGGCUAUGGUGAGAUUGGUAUCAAGUUAUUUAACGAUCCUGCCACAAAGAGAGAGGGAAACCCUUAUUGGAGCUGGAUCUGUCAAUAUGCCGCGGAAGACUAUCAAACCGCCGUUCUCACUGGUCUCGCCGAGUUUGAGUUGUUGGCGGAGAGAGGUAUUUCUACUUCAAAAACACGUUUUGUGGAAGUGUGCAAAACCUUUGAGCAAGCUACACGUUUAGAGGUCAUGUUCUGGGAAAUGGGUGCUCGUCUUUGUUAA
Messenger RNA from Mucor mucedo, 1527 nucleotides. Its product is annotated as Phosphomethylpyrimidine kinase-domain-containing protein. NCBI's taxonomy places the organism in Eukaryota, Fungi, Mucoromycota, Mucoromycetes, Mucorales, Mucoraceae. Gene Ontology annotation, biological process: thiamine biosynthetic process. The record is from RefSeq and is a predicted model, not a curated record. The transcript is spliced from 7 exons. Gene Ontology annotation, cellular component: cytosol. Gene Ontology annotation, molecular function: phosphomethylpyrimidine kinase activity; hydroxymethylpyrimidine kinase activity. Bases 1 to 1527 code for a protein of 508 amino acids.